Messenger RNA from Lolium rigidum, 9814 nucleotides. RefSeq lists its product as uncharacterized. Lineage: Eukaryota; Viridiplantae; Streptophyta; Magnoliopsida; Poales; Poaceae. The record is from RefSeq and is a predicted model, not a curated record. Gene Ontology annotation, cellular component: cytoplasm.
CCUGACGCGCGUCGCCGUUCCUGCUCUUCCUCGCCAGGACAUCGCGUUCCUGCCGUCCCAGUCAAUGGCUCUGAGGUGAACCGGAGCAGAGUACCAAUGCCCAUAUCUGGUGAGAUGGAUGAUGGGCCUACUGUACUGCAGUUAUAUAAGUGGGAAAAGCCACAGCCCUAUCUCGAGGAGCUAUCGAAAUUCCAGGAAGCUUCCAUAUCUCCUACAAGGCGCCUCUUUGGACUGCUCUCGGACCAUGGCGAUCUUGUCUUGUCAACGGUCAAUGCCAAACCAUCACAUGUUGAAUCACCUACGGCUCUCUCGGAUAGUGGCCUGCCAGUCUUUAAGUGCUUUUCUUCUAUUCCUGGAGUGAAGUCUUUAGCGUGGGGACACUGCUGUGAUGCUUCUAGUAAACCUGAGGUUCCGGCUUUUAGUGAAUUUCUUGUUUUAUCUGGUGAUGAUUCACUCACAGUUCAUGCGUUUUGUCAUUCGUACAAAAGCACAGUAACAGUUAGUGAUAUGGAAGAGUUGCAUGGGGACUGGAAAGAAUGGUUUCCUACUGAGGGCUCUUUGUCGGAGGAUGGCGAGUCAGGUCGAAAGAACUGCUUUCGUUCUUUUCUGACUACAAUCAGUGGGUCUGUUUGUAAUGGAAAAUACCAAGCCAGAUUUCCCCUGAAAUCUUCAUUACCUCAUUCAGCAGAGGUGGUAUCAUUUAGCAUAUAUGACAUUACUAUGUCCUUUUUGAAGUUCUGGUCUAGCAAUAAUAGUAUGGAAGCUAGGAUGGAGACCGAUCUUCUUAGUCAUGUACCUGUAACUGAAGCAUCAUGCAGCUGUCAGUGGGAAUGUUUAAAAGUUCUGCCAGGUCCCUCUGGUCAUUUGAUUGGUUUAGUCUUAACUCCUAAGGAAUCAGUAAGUUGUGAGGUCCAUGAACGCAACACAAACGAUAUUUUGGUGGCUAUACUUGAGCUAAACCAUUGGGGUAUACACUGGAACUUUGUGGUGGACCUUCAGAAUGUAUAUAAUGAUGCAGGGCCCAAUCCACGGUGGGUCGAUUUCCAACUGUCAGAUAUAUUUCUUGCCUCCCUUAACGCAGUGGGUAUUGUUGCCAUUUGGAAUGUGAAAACUGGUCACCCUAUCACCUCUUUUAGUGUUCUUCAACGGUGCAGAAUAGAUCUGGAGAUGCCUUUGGGGAGCACCAUACCCGCUGUAACAAAUUUAGAUGGAGAAAGCACCUGUGGUGGGAAUGUCGUUGGCAGAAUGUUUAAGAGGUUAGUCUUGGCACCAUACUCUCUACUUGUUGCUGCCAUAGAUGUGGUUGGGGUAGCCUAUGUGUUCUAUGCUGAUGACAUCUUAAAUUUCAAAGGCAAUGCACAUGAAAACUUUGGCCAGCCUUCUAUGAAUCAGUAUGGUGACAAUUGUGCUGCCUGGGAAACUGCUGGACGUGGGAUUGGGACAACAUUUUGCAGUCACCAGUCCAGUCAACAAGGGUCAGACACAUUGGUUUCUGAUUUUUCAGAAAGAGACAAUGCUGGUGUUGUCCGAGCUAGGAAAAGAAGAAAAUACUGGAAAUGUAAUGAAAGUCAACUGGAUAGCUGGCCAAGUGGUUUCAGUACUACGCCACAAAUAAAAGAUGUGGUAACUUAUCCUUACACAAUGGCAGUUUGUAGUCCCAUGCGAAGAGUAGUCCUUCCUCCACACAGAUUGCAGGAUGAUAUAUUAAGCCUCUCGCCAUUUGGACUAACGAGGAUCUUUAAAGGUUGCAAUGCUGAUGGAAACAAACACAUAACAAUUGUUCACACGAAGUUGCUUAUGGCUUCACGUUUACUUGACGAGAGAGAUAUUAAUGAUGGUUUUCUGGACAGAAGGCUCUUGUUUCAGAAGGAUUUCUCUGUUGCUGGAGAAUCUGCUGUUUGCUCGUUUCAAGGAUAUGUAUAUUUGAUUUCGCAAGAUGGCCUUUCUGUUGUCCUUCCAUCAGUGUCUACUUCAUCCUUUUCAUCUUGUAUCGAUGACAUCCAAUUUUGGCAACCUGGGUUUUCUGGUGGUAGUGCAUGCAAUGCUCUGAAUUUGACAUCGGUAAAUAGACCUGAAACAAGGUGGAAGACCUGGCAAAUAGAGGUUUUGGAUAGAGCAUUGCUGUAUGAAGGACCUUCAUUAGCAGACAGGCUCUGCUGGGAGAAUGGAUGGGACCUGAAAAUAUCUAGGCUACGUUGGGUGCAAUUGUCAUUGCAUUACACAAAUAUCAGUGAUCUGGAGCAAUCAUUAUAUAUGCUCGCGGAGGUCAAUCUUGCAGAAGAAGGUGUUCUGCAACUGCUAUUGGCAUCUGUAUAUCGGCUAUUAUGUACAAGAGGAAGUGAUUAUGAGGCUGAAGUGUCAUCCAAGUUAUUGGUUUUAGCUGUCCGCUUUGCGACGAGAACGAUCAAGAGUUAUGGUCUAAAUAAGCAAAAAGAAGACAAUUCAGUAAAGCUUCAUGAAAUGGCUUUCCUUUUGGGGGUAAUUAGAAGUAUUCAGGGCCGAGUCAUUGCAAAGAACCAGAAUUCUAUCCGGAUGCAGGGAGAUGAUAGAAACUCGCUGAAAAUAGACAAAGAAGUGCUGCAAAAUGAUUCUUCUCUCCCAAUUGUUGUAGUGGAUGGUGUUUCAUCAGGACUACCAGGUGGUUUAGAUGCUGAUGACAGACAAGGAUCAGCAUCUACUGUGUUUGAGUUUGUUCCUGGUAGCAGUAGGCAGUUAGCGUUAACACCAGUUGAAACCUCUCUUACUACUCAGUUUCACGAAAAUAACACUGAUCAAGGAACCACACACGUUGUAAGACCAGUUACUCAAGGAAAUGUCAAGGAUAUGAUGAACCGUUGGGAAACGAAUAAAUUUGACUUGAAAGCAGUAGUCAGGGAAGCACUACAGUCUGGUCGACUACCUUUGGCAGUUCUUCAGCUGCAACUAUUGCGCCAGAGGGAACCAUGUUCCAGUUAUGAUUCUGAAGAUGCUUUCUCCGAAGUCCGUGAGAUAGGAAGAUCCAUUGUUUAUGAUUUUUUAAUGAAGGGUGAAAGUGGACUGGCUGUAGCAACACUAGAAAGACUAGGAGAUGAUAUAGAGGCGGACCUUAGACAGCUUAUGCAAGGUACUGUCAGAAGGUCACUUAGGCUGCAAAUUGCCGAUGAGAUGAAACAGCGUGGGUACAUGAGGUCAAAUGAGUGGACAAUGUUGGAGACCUUAGCACUGAUUGAGCGGUUUUACCCAAGCAGCAGCUUCUGGGACACGUAUCUUGGCAGGGAGAAUGUCAUUCAUGAUGCUGCAAAUAUUGUUACACUUCCAGGGGAAGAUAAACCAGUGCUAACUCUCAACAUCUAUAACCAUCCUGCUAUUGAAUGUGGCGAUGUUGAUGGAGCUGUGCUUGGUUCUUGGGUGAAUGUUAGCGAUUACACUGAUUUAAAGGAGUUCUCUCAAAGCGACCUUUCCAAGGGUUAUUGGGCCUGUGCUGCUGUGUGGUCUGAUGCUUGGGAUCAAAGAACUGUAGACCGUAUAAUACUGGACCAGCCUUCGCAUAUGUCUGCUCAAUCCAAUCUCCCAUGGGAAUCUCAGUUUGAAUAUUUUGUUGCUCAUAGUGAUGUGGGGGGAGUCUGCAAACUCCUGGACAUCAUUCCUGACAGUGUACUACUGGAAGGGAUUCUUAGAGUUAAUGUGGACAAUUCACGAGUUGGCUACAGCACUGUGUCUGAUGUGACGGUCCCUGAUUAUAAAAUGUAUAUAUGUGACUCAGAGGAGCUAGAACCUGUUUGCUUGGAGGUACCACAUGUCAAAGUAUUCAGAUCCUUGUCUAAUAAUGAAUCAACAUCAUGGAUGAGAAUGCUAAUGCAGAAAGAACUGGCAAAGAAACACAUCUUUAUGAAAGAGUACUGGCAAAGUACUACUGAGAUUAUACCUGUACUUGCUCGUGCUGGCAUACUUAUUAAUACAGAGAUUGGUUCCAAGAAAGAAUCUUCUAUGCCAUUUUAUGCUUCGGAGAUGCCAGAUGAUGAUGAACGUCACCGGGCUUGUGAAAGGGCAUUGCAUAAACUAGUCAUGCGUUUCUGUGUGCAAUAUGACUCUCCGUACCUACUUGAUAUCUAUCUGGACAACUGCAAUUUUGUUCUCGGAGAAGACUCUGUCCCUCUGCUCAAAGAAGCCGCAGGUGAUUGCAAGUGGGCACAAUGGUUACUCUUCUCCAGAGUCAAAGGUUAUGAGUAUGAAGCAUCCUUUUCUAAUGCCCGUUGGAAUCUGUCACAGAAAAUGAUUAAUCAUGGCAAUCUAACUGCAAUUGAGAUAGAUGAGAUAUUGUAUACUGUUGAUGAUAUGGCUGAACGGAUCGCGGAAAUGUCUGCACUAGCUACCUUAAUGUAUGCCUCACUACCAAUUCAGAAGUCCAUAUGUACUGGAAGUGUGAACAGAAAUCGUGGGCUGUCUUCUCAGUGCACAUUAGAGAACCUAGGUCCUUGUCUCCAGCAAUUUCCGACACUAUGGAAGACACUUCGUUCUACUUGUUUUGGGGAAGAUGGGUAUGGCUGUCUAAAUUAUUCUCCAACUAAUGUUCCUGGAAAAUCCUCAAUUUCAGAGUACCUGUGCUGGCGCUAUAACAUUUUUUCCUGUGCUGGAGGAGACACUUCAUUGCUGCAAAUGCUUCCGUGUUGGUUCCCGAAGUCUAUUAGAAGGUUAAUUCAACUAUAUGAACAGGGCCCUUUUGGAAUGCAAAUGCUAUCGAGUGCACCAUCAUCGGUAGAGUUAUUUACUCACAGCGUCACAGAUUACAUAUACAAUACCACUGGAUAUAGUGAAAUCAAUGCGUUGUCCUUAGAAGCAUCCAUUCAAAGAAGUGUUGAAGAAGAACUAUAUUCUUCCCUUGAGGAGAAAGACUUGAGGGUGGAACAUCAUUUACACCGUGGUCGAGCACUAGCCGCUUUCAGGCAUCUUCUUGGUAAAAGAGCUUCACAGUUAAAAUCAGCAAAUGCAGGCCAAGUGAUCUCCACACAGUCUGAUGUUCAAGCAGAUGUACAACUGAUCCUAGCUUCUUUAAGUCAAACUGAACGAUCAGUUCUUCUAUCGGUGGCUCCACUAGCAAUUACAAACUUUGAGGACUCAACACUAGUUGCUUCCUGCACAUUCUUGUUGGAACUCUGUGGCAUGUGUGCCAACAUGCUUCGUCUAGAUAUUGCUGCUCUUCAGCGGAUCUCUUCCUACUAUAGCUUGGUUCAGCAAAAUAAAAAAUAUGAGCUGUCUUCACAAAGUAGCCCUGGGUUACAUGUUCUUUCCCAUGGAGCUGAUAUUGCCCCUGCUCUUGCUCGAGCAUUAGCUGAUGAUUAUGUCCAGUCUGAUCAUCUUCAUGUCUUGGAGCAGAAGCAGAACUCUGGGGUUCCCAAAAGGGAACAGCCAUCACAGCCUCUUAUUGCUAUAUUGGAGCACCUGGAACGAGCAAGUUUGCCACUAUUAGAUGAAGGUAGAACCUGUGGAUUUUGGCUGUUCAGUGGCAUUGGUGAUGCAUCUGUUUACCGGUCACAGCAAAAUGAAGCCAGCCAACAUUGGAAUUUGGUCACAGAAUUCUGUCAGACGCACCAUCUCCCAUUAAGUACAAAAUAUCUGGCUUUACUGGCUAAUGAUAAUGAUUGGGUUGGUUUUCUAACAGAAGCCCAGAGGGCUGGUUUUCCAAUCGAAGUUGUUAUCGGAGUGGCUUCCAAAGAGAUAAGAGACUCAAGAUUGAGGACUCAUAUACUAACAGUUCUGAAACACACACAGUCAAAUAGAAGGAAAUCUUCUAGCAAUAUACUCUCAGGAAGUAAGGAGUCAUCUUUCUUGUCUGUUGAUGGUGACGACCCCAUGGAAAUUUUCUGUAUACUUGCUGUUUGUGAAAAGCAAAAGAACCCUGGAGAGGCACUUCUGAAUAAAGCGAAGCAAAUGCAGUGGUGUUUACUGGCAUUGAUUGCUUCAUGUUUUCCAGAUGUGACUACUCUAUCAUGCUUAAGUUGUUGGCUUGAGAUUACAGCUGCAAGGGAGUUGUCCUUGAUCAAGGUGGACGGUAUUUCAUCUAAAAUAGCUAAGAAUGUUGGAUCCGCUGUUGAGGCCACGAAUAAAUUGCCAAGCAUGAGUAGGAAUGUUGAAUUUCGUUACAACAGAAAGAAUCCAAAACGAAGACGGUUCUUGGAGGCCUCUCCAGAUAGCUUCACAUCAGGUUUCUUGCUGGACAUCACAUGUGGGCCGAAUGCUACUGCAAUUUCCAAUCCUUCCGAUAUCAACGCCCAGCAAGAAAAAAGAAAGCCCACUUCCAAAGAGACUAAAGUUCCAGUUGAUAUGGAUGAGAGGCUUACAUCUUUGUCAAGUAUAAUAGCGGUGCUCUGCGAACAACAGCUAUUCCUACCAUUACUUAGAGCAUUUGAAAUGUUUCUGCCCUCCUGCUCCCUUCUCCCCUUCAUUCGUUCCCUUCAGGCAUUUUGUCAAAUGCGUCUGUCUGAAGCUUCUGCACAUUUGACAUCAUUUUCGGUGAGAAUAAAAGAUGAAGCCUCUCAGUCGAACUCAUCCAAAGAAUCAUCAUCUAUAACAGGAUUGGUAGUUCAUACGGCUGUAAAAGCUGCAGAUGCAGUACUCUCAACCUGCCCAUCAAUUUAUGAGAAGAGGUGUUUGCUACAGCUCCUUGCAGCGGUUGAUUUUGCAGAUGGUGGCUCUUCAUCAGCUUACUUUAGCCGAAGUUAUUGGAAAAUUAAUCUAGCUGAACCUUCCUUAUGCAAAGAUGGUGAUAUCUACAAGUGGAGCGAUUCCAUGGAUGAUGCUUCUCUCAUGGCAGCAUUAGAAAAGGAUGGCAGAUGGGAGGAAGCUCGCACUUGGGCAAGACAACUUGAAUCAGGUGACACAGCUCGGGAAUCUACAUUUGAUCAUGUGACAGAAUCACAGGCAGAAGCUAUGGUUGCCGAAUGGAAAGAGUUUCUCUGGGAUAUUCCACAAGAACGUGCAGCUUUGUGGGGCCACUGUCAGACACUUUUCAUGAGAUAUUCUUUGCCUCCUUUACAGGCUGGGUUAUUUUUUCUUAAGCAUGCUGAAGAAUUAGGAAAAGAGAUACCAGCACAAGAGCUUCAUGAAAUACUCCUGUUAUCUUUACAAUGGCUUAGUGGAACUAUUACCAAAUCUUCUCCGGUAUAUCCUCUCCAUCUUCUGAGGGAAAUUGAGACUAGGGUUUGGCUCCUGGCUGUUGAGUCAGAGAUUCACUUGAAGGCUGAUGGUGAAUGCACACCUUCUGCUGUUACUCAAAAUCUAGCUAUUGGAAAUACUACCAGUAUCAUAGAACAGACUGCUGAUGUUAUCACAAAAAUAGACAACAGUAUGAGUUUGCCUAGCAUGAGAGCUGCAGAAAGAAAUGGCAUGAUGGAUAAUAACCUAUCAGGCCAUCAACAUUUGCAACUCUUUGAAUACAACAGUGAAGCAACAACAACAAAUAACACAAGAGCAAAGCGAAGAGGAAAAACAAAUCUACCACUUAGACGAGGUGUCAAUGGCAAUUCUGGAAGUAGCACAAGUGAUUCUGGUGACAAUUCUAAAUUUUUUCACCAUUCUAAGAUUGACGAACAAGCAAGAAAUUUACUAUCUGAAGAGGAAUUCGCAAAGAUGGAAGCGUCUUUGUCUGGUUGGGAGCAACAUGUCAGGCCUGCAGAUAUGGAGAAGGCUGUUCUCUCCUUAUUAGAAUUUGGACAAAUAACUGCUGCUAAGCAGCUCCAACAAAAGCUAUCUCCAUCAUAUGUCCCUGAAGAACUUGUUCUCGUUGAUGUUGCACUAAGAGUUGCAGAUAAUGGCAGUAAUGGAGAUAUCAGUUUAUUAUGCUUUGACACGGAAGCCCUUUCAAUACUUCAAUCACUCGAAAUAGCAAGUAGAAGUAAUAUGAUUGAUCCAUCUCAGGCUAUGGAGAAAUUAGCCAUGAAAUGUGGUGAAGGCCGUGGGCGAGCUCUUAUUAGGAGAAUAAUAGCAGUCGUGCAGACUGCAAAAAUACUGGGACUAUCAUUUUCUGAAGCAUUUGAGAAACAGCCAAUUGAACUUCUGCAGUUGCUUUCCCUGAAAGCUCAGGACUCUUUUAAUGAAGCUAAAUUUCUUGUGGAGACACACAUCAUGCCUGCAUCUAGCAUUGCAAGAAUUCUUGCUGAUUCCUUUUUAAAGGGGCUUUUGGCUGCACAUCGUGGAGGCUAUCUGGACUCCCAGAAGGAAGAAGGCCCAGCACCACUAUUAUGGAGAUCAAGUGACUUCUUGAAGUGGGCAAAACUAUGCCCAUCUGAACCAGAAAUUGGCCAUGCUUUAAUGCGUUUGGUGAUGACUGGGCAUGAAGUACCACAUGCUUGUGAGGUUGAACUCCUUAUACUGUCACACCACUUCUACAUGUCGUCGUCUUGUCUUGACGGUGUGGAUGUUCUGGUCACAUUCGCGGCUAAUAGAGUGGAUUCAUACGUUUUAGAGGGCGAUUUUACUUGCUUAGCUCGUUUGAUCACGGGAGUGAGCAAUUUUCACUCCUUGAGCUUCAUUCUUUCCAUCCUUAUAGAAAAUGGGCAAUUGGACUUGCUGCUUCAAAAGUAUUCUUCCACUGACACAGCCACAGUGACACCUGCAUCAGUUCGAGGGUUCAGGAUAGCUGUUAUUACAUCACUCAAACAUUUUAACCCUAAUGACGACGAGGCUCUCUCUUUGGUAUACACACACUUCGAUAUGAAACAUGAGGCUGCUUCUCUCCUGGAGUCACGAGCAGAGCAGUACAUGAAAAGCUGGUUACGUCGGCAAGAUAAGGAACGGCGGAAUGACGAGCUCCUUAAGGCUAUGCAUGACCUUGUACAAACGGCUGAGGUUCUUUCAACAAUUGACGCUGGCCAACGGACACAUCGUGCUUGUGCUCGUGCUUCCCUACUAUCUCUUCAGAUUCGUAUACCCGAUCUUGUAUGGAUUGGUCUUACAGAAACCAAUGCACGUCGGAUUUUCGUGGAUCAAUCUAGGUUCCAGGAGGCCCUUAUCGUUGCUGAAGCAUACAGCAUAAACCAGCCAAUGGAAUGGGCCCCUGUCUUUUGGAACCAGAUGCCGAGACCUGACCUGAUCGAGUUAUUUGUGGCUGAAUUUGUACUUGUUUUGCCCCUUCAGCCACCAAUGCUCGUCGAGCUUGCAAGAUUUUACCGUGCAGGGGUUGCAGCCAGGGGUGAGCAGCCGCACUUCUCCGCCUGGCUUUCGCCUGUAGGCUUGCCUGCUGAGUGGGUGAAUCUCGGAAGAUCAUUCAGGAGCCUGCUGCGUAGAACGAGGGAUAUGAGGCUGAGGCUGCAGUUGGCAACCCUUGCGACGGGGUUCAGCGAUGUCGUUGACGUCUGCAAUGGAGUUCUGGACAAGGUCCCUGAGAAAGCUGGCCCACUAAUUCUGAGGAAGGGCCACGGGGGUGCAUACCUCCCUCUCAUGUAAAUCAUCUUCAUCCGAUGCAUCUACUUCCAGCCUGGUGGCGCUGUAAGGUGGAUAAAUUUGUAUAGGAUGAAUGCACAGUCGUCCAGCAAUCAGUUUUCUCUCAUUUUUCUCUUAAUUCUCUGAACGUGGGUGAGAGCCAUGAUGCCAUUGGGGCUUUCGGUUUGUAUAUAAAGCAUUUUGAGUGUAUAGGUUGGACACAGCCGAUGGAAGUCAGUUUUGCAGCUCAUCCGCCCAAUAUGUAUUUCCCUGGAAUGGAUGGCGAUCUUCCAUGGACCCAUGAUGUAUUUGUAAAAAGCGUGGCUGUUUUGGCAUAUCAAGCUUAGGCUCUACCCUAGAAAUAAUAAACAAAAAACAAUUUUCACUAUUGAAAUAAGUACAAUUACAUUUCGUGUUC